Molecule: messenger RNA, 552 nt
Organism: Rotaria sp. Silwood2
Lineage: Eukaryota; Metazoa; Rotifera; Eurotatoria; Philodinida; Philodinidae
Source: the annotation of a GenBank genome assembly
AUGAUGAAUGAUGCCGUUUCUAUUAGUGUAACUUCUCAACAUACAGCUGAAUCUGCAUUCGUGAUCGAUGAUCCACGAGAAACAAUGAAUCGCAUUCUAACAGAAGUGAAUUUAAGUUCAGUUCGAUCUCAAACAACUAAAUCAAUUAAAAACCAGUCAAAAAGUGGCCUUCAUCGUUUAGUGUCCAAAUUUAAACGAGGAUCAAGCGCUCUUCAAGAGAAACUAGCUGAGACACUCAUGCCUGGCCAAGGCCAAGAACUAAUUCAAAUAGCUCAGCUUCAAUCACAAGCUAGAGAAGAACAACAAUUUCAACUAUCAAUAAGUAAUGAAAUGGUUCAAAGUCAUCGUUCAUGGAAAUAUGAAAAAGUAAUGAGUACAUUUGGAUGUACCCGACAUGCUAUCACAGCAGCUCGUCAAAUGUAUGACGAUGAAGAGUACCUGCUAAAUAAGGACCAAGAACCGGUCAUCCGACAGCGUGCUGAUCCGGAAAAGAUUAAACACUUUGUUAGUUGGCUUGUUGAAAGUAACACACUUGUCUCGAGUAGAGUAUAA